GUGGGAGCUGCUGGGCUGUAUUUGUUACGAGUAGAGUGGAGCGGUGCUGACCAGACCAGAGGAGCGCUCUUCUCUGCUUGCACAGAGACUUCCAGAGUGGAAUAAAGAAUGGCUGUUGAACAUCCACAAGGCCCCUGCAAGACUGUGAAUCAAGGUUGAGACCAAGAAUUAUUUCUGAAAAAGGAUAUUUAUGGAAUAGAAUCAUCCUGAUGGGAGAUAAUGGAAAGACUUGUAAAAAACAGCAUUGAGUGUUCAAGUUUCAGAGGUGAUUGGGAAUGUAAAAGCCAGUUUGAGAGAAAACAGGAAUCUCAGGAAGGACAUUUCAGUCAAAUGAUAUUUACUCCUGAAGACAUGCCCACUUUCAAUACCCAGCAUCAGAGAAUUCAUACUGAUGAGAAACUCCUUGAAUGUAAGGAAUGUGGGAAGGAUUUUAGUUUUGUAUCAGUCCUUAUUCGACAUCAGCGAAUUCAUACUGGUGAGAAACCUUAUGAAUGUAAAGAAUGUGGCAAGGCCUUUGGUAGCGGUGCAAACCUUGCUUACCAUCAAAGAAUUCAUACGGGUGAGAAACCUUAUGAAUGUAGUGAAUGUGGGAAGGCCUUUGGUAGCGGCUCAAACCUUACUCACCAUCAGCGAAUUCAUACUGGUGAGAAACCAUAUGAAUGUAAGGAAUGUGGGAAAGCCUUUAGUUUUGGAUCAGGUCUUAUUCGACAUCAGAUAAUUCAUAGUGGUGAAAAGCCUUAUGAGUGUAAGGAAUGUGGGAAGUCUUUUAGUUUUGAAUCAGCCCUUACUCGGCAUCACAGAAUUCACACAGGUGAGAAACCUUAUGAAUGUAAGGAUUGUGGGAAGGCCUUCGGUAGUGGUUCAAAUCUUACUCAACAUCGAAGGAUUCAUACUGGUGAGAAACCUUACGAAUGUAAAGCAUGUGGAAUGUCCUUUAGUAGUGGUUCAGCCCUUACUCGGCAUCAGAGAAUUCAUACUGGUGAGAAACCAUAUGUGUGUAAUGAAUGUGGGAAAGCUUUUAGUUUUGGAUCAGCCCUUACUCGACAUCAAAGAAUUCAUACUGGUGAGAAACCUUAUGUUUGUAAGGAAUGUGGAAAGGCUUUCAAUAGUGGCUCAGAUCUCACUCAACAUCAGAGAAUUCACACUGGUGAGAAACCGUAUGAGUGUAGGGAAUGUGAGAAAGCCUUUAGAAGUGGUUCAAAACUUAUCCAACAUCAAAGAAUGCACACUGGUGAGAAACCCUAUGAGUGUAAGGAAUGUAGAAAGGCCUUUAGUAGUGGUUCAGACCUCUCUCAACAUCAGAGAAUUCAUACUGGUGAGAAACCCUAUGAAUGUAAGGAAUGUGGGAAGGCUUUUGGUAGUGGCUCAAAACUUAUUCAACAUCAGCUAAUUCACACUGGUGAAAAACCCUAUGAAUGUAAAGAAUGCAGAAAGUCCUUUAGUAGUGGCUCAGCUCUUAAUCGGCACCAGAGAAUACACACUGGUCAGAAACCCUAUGAAUGUAACGAAUGUGACAAGGCUUUUGGUACUGGCUCAAGCCUUACUCAACAUCAGAGAAUUCAUACUGGUCAGAAGCAUUAUGAAUGUAAAGGAUGUGGGAUGGCUUUUGGGAGGGUUUCAGAAGUUCAGCAACAUAAGAAACGUCAUGCUAAUGAGAAGCUCUCUGAAUUGGAAACUCUAUAAAUUGAAAUUAUAUGGUUAAGGAAGCACACAACACAUAAAUUCAUACUAGUGAGAGUCUCUACAAAUGUAAUUAAGGUACAAAUGCCUUACUUAUACAUAAUCAGUUAGUCAGUUGGAGGAAAUUCAGACAAAAAAACACCAAAUAAGAUAUUUAAAGAUUUUUAUCUAAAUUCAUUCUUUCAUUACUUUCAGAAAAUUCAUACUUGUGAAUAUUAAACAUUGAAACCCUUUUUAUUAUAUGUUGUCUUUAUUUUAAGCCUUGAAAUUUAUUUUGGGGCUAACCCUGCUACUUUCUUUUUAAUAUUUUUAAUUUUUAUGGGUUUUAACAGAAUUGCUGAUCCAUUUCAGAAUUAUUUUAAAUUAUUAUUGAAGGUCUAAAUUUACCCCUUUUCUCCCUCCCUCAUUUCUCAUCCUAACACCAUUUAUUCAAUACACAUAUCUAUUUUUGUAUUUUUUAUUGCCUUUUGAUGGUAAGUUAUAUUUUUAUACAUGUAAAGUUUGGAUAUCAAGUCAGCCUUUGUUUUUUAAAUUUGCAUAUCUGUGUUUGUAUCUGUGUUUUACUCUGUUUGUGUUAAGUUACUGUUACUUUUAAGUAUCCUUUAGUAUCUUAUGGAUGUGUACUUUUUGUUUCAGAAGAUUGUUUUAUUUACCUUUUAUAAAUUUUAUAUUCUCCUUUUUGCAGAACAAUUUUCCUCCAUAAAAUGUAGAUAUGAAUUUUAAAAAAUGGAUACAGUUAUCUGUAGUCUUACAGUCAUAGACAAUCACAGUCAAGUUUUUGGGAAAAAUCCUUUAAAAUUAUAUCUGGCUUUGUUUUCGAAAGAAAGUGUGAUUAUUCUACAACCAGCCUUUAAUAUUCUUUGUCUGUAAAUAUAUUGUUACUAUUUUAUUGGCUUGAAAAUAUUCAACUGUUUUUAUCAAACCCUAUUUUGUCAAAUACUGAAAAUCUUGCCAUUAUAAAGAGUUACCUGGUUGGCC
Molecule: messenger RNA, 2658 nt
Organism: Camelus dromedarius (Arabian camel)
Lineage: Eukaryota; Metazoa; Chordata; Mammalia; Artiodactyla; Camelidae
Product: zinc finger protein 345
Exons: 3
Coding region: 220-1683 (487 amino acids)
Biological process (GO): regulation of transcription by RNA polymerase II
Molecular function (GO): DNA-binding transcription factor activity, RNA polymerase II-specific; RNA polymerase II cis-regulatory region sequence-specific DNA binding
Source: RefSeq, a predicted model, not a curated record